Molecule: messenger RNA, 495 nt
Organism: Dipodomys ordii (Ord's kangaroo rat)
Lineage: Eukaryota; Metazoa; Chordata; Mammalia; Rodentia; Heteromyidae
Gene: Cd7
Product: CD7 molecule
Exons: 3
Coding region: 25-495 (156 amino acids)
Biological process (GO): adaptive immune response
Cellular component (GO): membrane
Molecular function (GO): signaling receptor activity
Source: RefSeq, a predicted model, not a curated record
UGGGCUCGGCUGGGUAGGACCAGCAUGAUCUGGCUCACACUGCCAGCUCUGCUGCUCACCAUGGUGGGUGCCCAAGAGGUCCAGCAGUCCCCCCUCUAUGCCGCGGCCCCCGAGGGGGCCUCCGUCAGCCUGGUGUGCCUGACUCGCGGGGCCCUUUUCGGCGGCGUCUUCCUGGAGCGGCGCUGGCCCACGCCGGCCAACGUGAUCUACUUCGAGGACCAGGUGGAGCCCACCGUGGACCGCGCGUUCCGGGGCCGCAUCGCGUUCUCGGGGACGCAGAGCAACCUGACCAUCUCCAUGAGCCUCCUGACGCCCAACGACUCCGGGGUCUAUGCCUGCAGGGCCGCCUCCGAGAGGCGCGCACGGAGCCCGGGCACCAUGGUGGCUGUGACGGGUGAGGGCCAGCGCGUCAAGAGUCUCUCCGGGGAUCAGAGCUCCCCGAGCAUGGUGUACGAGGACAUGUCCUACCGCGGUGGUAACCAGCAGCGCCGCUGA